Heterostelium album PN500 is the source of this 261-nucleotide messenger RNA. RefSeq lists its product as uncharacterized. The transcript has 2 exons. Lineage: Eukaryota; Evosea; Eumycetozoa; Acytosteliales; Acytosteliaceae. Bases 1 to 261 code for a protein of 86 amino acids. The record is from RefSeq and is a predicted model, not a curated record.
AUGUCCCAAAGAGGUACCAACAAUCAAGGUAAUACAUGGCAUCACAAAGGUGAUGGUGUAGGUGAUGGUGGUAACUACCAUUACUCAAACAAAGAUAAUUCAUAUUUCUAUCAGAAUUCCGAUGGAUCAAGAUAUUAUAACGACGUGGAUCCAACAACUACUCAAGAAGAUAAACAAGUUGCCACUUCUUCUCGUUUGCCUUUAAGUACGUCAAACAAAGACCACAACAACAAUAUCAUUAAAAUACAUCAACAAACAUAA